Ricinus communis (castor bean) is the source of this 1506-nucleotide messenger RNA. Its product is annotated as tryptophan--tRNA ligase, cytoplasmic. Gene Ontology annotation, biological process: tryptophanyl-tRNA aminoacylation. Gene Ontology annotation, molecular function: tryptophan-tRNA ligase activity; ATP binding. Gene Ontology annotation, cellular component: cytoplasm. The transcript has 11 exons. The coding region runs from base 103 to 1320 and encodes 405 amino acids. Lineage: Eukaryota; Viridiplantae; Streptophyta; Magnoliopsida; Malpighiales; Euphorbiaceae. The record is from RefSeq and is a predicted model, not a curated record.
ACUUUAAAGCAUACGGCAGCGUUUCACUUUUUAAGUCUUGCCAUUAGGAAUUUGUUCCCUACUUCUUCAUGACGGACAGUAGAGUAAUUAGCAGAAGCAAACAUGGUGGAGAACAAAUUAGAUAGUGAAAUCAAACAGCAAGAAGGAGAAGAAGAGCAAGUAGUGAAUCCAUGGGAAGUGUCCGCAAAAGACGGAGGAAAAAUCGACUACGACAAGUUAAUCGACAAAUUCGGAUGUCAAAGGCUCGACCAAACCCUAAUUGACCGAGUCCACCGCCUCACCGGCCGUCCUCCUCACGUCUUCCUCCGCCGUGGCGUCUUUUUCGCCCACCGUGAUUUCAACGACAUACUUGACGCAUUCGAAAAAGGCAAACAGUUUUAUCUUUAUACUGGUAGAGGUCCCUCCUCUGAAUCUCUACAUUUAGGCCAUCUCGUUCCCUUCAUGUUCACUAAGUAUUUGCAAGAGGCAUUUAGGGUUCCGCUUGUAAUACAGCUAACUGAUGAUGAGAAAUGUAUGUGGAAAAAUCUCUCUGUUGAAGAAAGUAAAAGAUUGGCCAGGGAAAAUGCUAGAGAUAUUAUUGCUUGUGGUUUUGAUGUUUCUAGAACUUUCAUUUUCCAAGACUUUAACUAUGUUGCUGGUUCCUUUUACGAAAACAUGGUGAAGGUUGAGAAGUGCGUUACUUAUAAUAAGGUUGUGGGUAUUUUUGGUUUUACUGGAGAAGAUCAUAUUGGGAAAGUUAGCUUCCCGGCUGUACAGGCAGUUCCAUCCUUUCCUAGUUCAUUCCCGCAUCUGUUCUCUGGCAAAGAUGACAUCCGUUGCUUAAUACCCUGUGCGAUUGAUCAGGAUCCAUAUUUCAGAAUGACCCGAGAUGUUGCACCUCGGCUAGGAUUUCACAAGCCUUCAUUGAUUGAAUCAUUAUUCUUUCCUGCACUACAGGGGGAGACGGGAAAAAUGUCGGCCAGUGAUCCAAAUUCAGCUAUAUAUUUGACUGAUUCAGCUAAGGAAAUCAAGAACAAGAUAAACAAGUAUGCAUUCUCUGGUGGUCAAGAUUCUUUAGAAAAACACAGGAAAUAUGGAGCAAAUCUUGAGGUAGAUAUACCAGUCAAAUAUUUAAAUUUUUUCUUGGAGGAUGAUGAUGAGCUUGAACACAUAAAAAAGGAGUAUGCUGCGGGACGCAUGCUAACAGGAGAGGUGAAAAAGCGCCUUGCUGAGGUUUUGACCGAAAUCGUAGAGAGACAUCGGGUAGCACGGUCUGCUGUGACUGAUGAAAUGGUGGAUGCUUUUAUGGCUGUGAGACCCCUUCCCAAUAUGUUCGAUUAGAGACGAAGUAAAAUUGGUGUAAGCUUUUUCAAUUAAAUAUUUUGACAUUGCUUGAGAAUUAUGGGAAGGGUGUUCCUGUGCAAGAUCAUUGCAUUGAUUUGGAAAUUUUGACCAUUAUAGAAGUUCUAUGUACUUAAUAACACGAAGGAGAUAUUUAUCAAAUAGAAACAUUCAUUUUCCUGCAAA